Messenger RNA from Cryphonectria parasitica EP155, 308 nucleotides. RefSeq lists its product as uncharacterized. The record is from RefSeq and is a predicted model, not a curated record. The coding region runs from base 1 to 279 and encodes 92 amino acids. The transcript has 2 exons. Lineage: Eukaryota; Fungi; Ascomycota; Sordariomycetes; Diaporthales; Cryphonectriaceae.
AUGGGUAUGGGGUCGGUGAAAUGGAUCACUGGGCGAGAUGGGCUCGCGGUAUUGUCCUGUAACUGUAAUGUGUACUGGAAUCCCUGGCUUGAGCCACACAAGACUCAAUUCAGCUGCUGGUCGCAGUUGGUCGGAACGGCAGAACCGAUGAGGGAGGAUUCUGCUGUUGACAAUAAUAGAGGGAAAGGGGGUGAAAGAAGGGGGGGGGGUGUUAAGAAGAGGAGGAGUGAAGGAGAGAUUGAUGAUUAUGGCAGCAUGACAAGAGGGUAUGGUAUGUAAGGGGUGGAGGAGAAAUUAAAAAGGGAUCG